This is a messenger RNA of Benincasa hispida (wax gourd), 2683 nucleotides long. RefSeq names its product glycine--tRNA ligase, mitochondrial 1. Lineage: Eukaryota; Viridiplantae; Streptophyta; Magnoliopsida; Cucurbitales; Cucurbitaceae. The record is from RefSeq and is a predicted model, not a curated record. Gene Ontology annotation, biological process: mitochondrial glycyl-tRNA aminoacylation. Gene Ontology annotation, molecular function: ATP binding; glycine-tRNA ligase activity. Gene Ontology annotation, cellular component: cytoplasm; mitochondrion.
AUCUUUUGAUAAAAGAAUUCGUUAGGGUUUUGCUGGUUCGAUCGCCGGUUGAAUUUUCUCCUCUUCCUCAGCUGCAAUAUUUGGUAUCGUCUUCUUCUACCCCUUCAAUUUUAUUCUGUGAUCGAUAAAUCCUAGUUACAAGAUAAAGAAGAACUUGUGUGGAUUCCAUUUCCAUUUGGAUUCCAUUUCCAUUUGCAAGAUAUUUUUGUUUUGGUGGUACCAUAUUCAAAGCAAAAUGGCCCCACCAUCAUAAACCCUAUUCCCAUUUCGUAUCUCGCAUGCGCCUUCUAUCGUCUCUUCUAUCCUCAUCGACUCCUCUUGCUCACCAUUUCAUUUCUCAUCUCAGAAUCACCAUUUCCUUUCAAUCCCACAAUUUCCCACGUCUGUUUUCAAUGGAUUCUUCCGAGGCAUCACUCAGAAAUGCCCUUUCUCAAAAGCUUUCGGCUGUUGAAACUCAAGGCAAUGCUGUUCGAGCCCUUAAGGCUGCUGGUGCUGCCAAGGCCGAGAUUGAUGCUGCUAUUGACGCUUUGAAUGGCUUGAAGAUUGAGAAGGCUUCGAUUGAGAAGCAAUUGCAGGCGGUUGUUAGUGGGGGUGGCGGCGCCGAUGGUGCCUUGAACAGGGAGUCGUUCCGGCAAACUGUGAGUAAUACUCUUGAGAGACGUUUGUUUUAUAUUCCGUCCUUCAAGAUUUACCGUGGGGUUGCUGGAUUGUACGAUUAUGGUCCUCCCGGUUGCGCAGUCAAGUCCAAUGUUCUUGCCUUUUGGCGUCAGCAUUUUGUUCUUGAGGAAAAUAUGUUGGAAGUUGACUGCCCUUGCGUUACACCAGAAGUAGUCCUGAAAGCGUCUGGUCAUGUGGAUAAGUUCACAGACCUUAUGGUCAAGGAUGAGAAAACGGGGACCUGCUACCGGGCAGAUCACUUGCUUAAGGAUUUUUGUAAUGAAAAACUUCAGAAAGAUCUUAGCAUAUCCUCUGAGAAGGCUGCGGAAUUGAAGCAUAUUCUCGCUGUCUUGGAUGAUCUUUCUGCUGAUCAGCUGGGUGCGAAAAUUAAGGAAUAUGGUAUUACGGCUCCAGAUACUAAGAAUCCACUAUCUGAUCCUUAUCCAUUCAACUUAAUGUUUCAGACAUCAAUUGGCCCCUCAGGCUUGCUGCCUGGGUACAUGCGCCCUGAAACAGCACAAGGCAUAUUUGUCAAUUUCAAAGAUUUGUAUUAUUACAAUGGAAACAAACUACCCUUUGCUGCAGCACAGAUUGGGCAGGCUUUUAGAAAUGAGAUAUCUCCUCGACAAGGGCUGCUUAGAGUUCGUGAAUUCACACUAGCAGAAAUUGAGCACUUUGUUGAUCCUGAAGACAAAGCUCAUCCAAAGUUCGCCGAUGUUGCUAAUUUGGAGUUCUUGAUGUUUCCAAGAGAGGAGCAAAUGUCUGGUAAAUCUGCUAGGAAAAUUCCAUUGGGUGAAGCAGUUUCUAAGGGAACUGUAAAUAAUGAAACUCUUGGCUACUUCAUUGGGAGAGUAUAUCUUUUUCUAACUCGUCUUGGCAUAGACAAAAACCGUUUGCGUUUCCGGCAGCACCUUGCAAAUGAAAUGGCUCAUUAUGCAGCUGACUGUUGGGAUGCUGAGAUUGAGUGUUCUUAUGGUUGGAUUGAAUGUGUUGGUAUUGCUGAUAGAUCUGCAUAUGAUUUACAUGCUCAUACGGAAAAAAGUGGUGUUCCUCUUGUAGCUCAUGAGAAAUUUGCAGAACCGAGAGAAGUCGAGAAAUUGGUCAUUACUCCUGUUAAGAAAGAACUUGGCCUUGCCUUCAAGGGAAGUCAAAAGAACGUUGUUGAAGCUCUGGAGGCAAUGAAGGAGAAAGAAGCCUUAGAGAUGAAGGCAACUCUAGAAUCCAAUGGAGAGGUGGAGUUCUAUGUCUGCACACUGGGGAAAAAUGUCUUGAUCAAGAAGAGUAUGGUUGCAAUUUCCAAGGAGAAAAAGAAGGAACAUCAGAGGGUUUUCACACCAUCGGUGAUUGAGCCCUCUUUUGGUAUUGGUCGGAUUAUCUAUUGCCUCUUUGAACACUCUUACUACAUGAGGCCAAGCAAAGCAGGGGACGAGCAGUUAAAUGUAUUUAGAUUUCCUCCCCUUGUGGCACCUAUCAAGUGCACAGUUUUCCCACUUGUUCAGAAUCAACAGUACGAGCAGGUUGCUAAAGUUAUUUCAAAGUCAUUAACCGUUGCCGGUAUUUCCCAUAAAAUUGACAUCACAGGUACAUCAAUAGGAAAACGAUAUGCAAGAACAGAUGAGCUCGGUGUUCCUUUUGCAAUCACUGUUGAUUCAGCAUCUUCGGUGACAAUUAGAGAGAGGGAUAGCAAAGACCAAAUUCGUGUGAGCGUGGAAGAGGCAGCCUCGGUCGUGAAAGAUGUUACAGAUGGUCUGAGAACAUGGGAAGAUGUAUGGUCUACAUUCCCUCAUCACGUCUCUGCAUCUGCAGAAGAUUGAAUCAACCUUCAGCAGGUUCUCCUGUCUGAAUUAUUUUUGCCAUACAUUUGAAAGUAGACAACAUUGGAUACAUUUUGCAGUUGAUUUCAGGAUCCUUCUCUUUAUCUAUAAAAGUAAUUACUACUGAUUAUACUUGAAGAUUCUUUUAUCUUAAAAAAGAAGUAAUUCUACACUAUGAUUAAUUUAAAAUCUAGCUGCUACCUGCCAGGCCA